GGAGGGCAGCGCCUCCCGGCUGCGAGGCGGCCGCGCUGAGGCUGCGGGGCGUUCUGCGCUCCGUUAACAUCCCGCCGGGCGCUCCGCUGCUCCGUUAACGUCCCGCCGGGCUGUCCCGUGCGCGGGACGCCCCGUCCUGCCGGGAGUAAGAGACGCCGGUUUCCCGUUGCGGAGCAAGGCAGCCAGCUGGCGUCUGGCGCUUAGUUGCCUGGUGGCGUUGACAAGCAUGGCGGCGACGGGGGGCGCGGUGAGGACUGAGGCAGUCUCGCCGGCUGGAGGGGGUUUGGUGGUCAACUGGUCAGGUCAAGGAUUGCAAAAACUGGGUCCAACCUUACCCUGUGAUGCUGAAACUCACACUCUGAUUCUGGACAAAAACCAGAUAAUUAAAUUGGAAAAUUUGGAGAAAUGCAAGAAUCUGAUACAGCUCUCUGUAGCCAACAAUCGUUUGGUGCGAAUGAUGGGUGUAGCAAAACUGACAAAGCUCCGGGUGCUAAACUUGCCUCAUAACAGUAUUGGGUAUGUGGAAGGGCUGAAGGAUUUAGUGCACCUGGAAUGGCUGAACUUGGCAGGAAAUAACCUUAAGGCCAUUGAACAAAUUAAUUCCUGUCUAUCUCUUCAGCAUCUUGAUUUGUCAGACAAUAACAUAGCUCAAUUAAGCGAUCUCUCCAAGCUUACAUUGCUGAAGACUCUGUUGUUACAUGGAAAUAUUAUAACUUCACUUCGCACUGCCCCUGUUUGCCUACCUCAGAAUCUGACUGUUUUUUCUUUGGCAGAAAAUGAAAUCAGAGACUUAAAUGAGGUUUCCUUCCUGACUUCUUUUCAUCAAUUGGAACAGUUGUCAAUUAUGAACAAUCCCUGUGUGAUGGCCACGCCUUCUAUCCCUGGGUUUGACUACAGGCCAUAUGUCGUCAGCUGGUGUCUGAACCUUAAAGUUCUUGAUGGAUAUGUGAUUUCUCAGAAGGAAAGUCUGAAAGCAGAAUGGCUCUACAGUCAAGGUAAAGGAAGAUCCUAUCGACCUGGGCAGCAUGUUCAGCUGGUCCAGUACUUGGCUACUGUCUGUCCUCUUAUAUCUACAUAUGGUCUUCAGACUGAAGAGGAUGCCAAACUGGAAAAAAUACUGAGUAAGCAAAGGCUCCACCAGAGGCAGCUGAUGCAUCAAAACCAAAAUGAAGGACCACCUACAUCUUCUACUCCCAACAAAACGCUGCCAGUUACUUAUGAACACAGCAGUCCAGCCCAGCCACCACAGAUAGUUCUUGAAAGUGAACCUAUCAUCCAGAAGAAUUCUUGGGUUGGACCAAGUGCAAAUGAUGAUCAUUCCUAUGCAGUAAAGAACACCUUUCUUCUUGAAAGAAGUUUUCACAAGGAGCUAUACCUUGAAGAUGUACAGACAGAUGAAGACAAACUGAACAGUAGCCUUUUGUCCUCAGAGUCUACUUUCAUGCCAGUUGCUUCAGGAUUGUCUCCUGUGUCUCCUACUUCAGUCCUGGAGGUACACGGAAUCAAUUUGGGCCUAGAUGAUGAUGAUGAUACAGUGAUUGAAUAUGUGAGAGAUGUUAAUAGCGGGGAGAAAGCUAACAAGCAAGAAGCCUCGUGUGUUACAAGAGAGCACUUGAACAGAGCAGUGGGAAGUGUGGAAACCCAAGAGAAUAUAAAAGAGAGUAUACUGUUGCCUUCUGAUCUAGUAACAGCCAGCCUGACUGCUAAUACUAGCAGCUGUUCAGCAUCCUCUGAAGACCAAGUUCUGCAUAGUAACCCCAGCACCUCAGUAGGUGCUGAAUCAGAAGUUGCAACUCCCUGUCCUGACCAGAUGACUGGAGAAAGUUCUGAUUCAUUAGGUGUUAUCGAUCGAGGUGCAGCUGAUCUGCAAAGAAUGGCUAAAGCAGCUACCAAGCUUCAAGCCUGCUGGAGAGGAUUUUACACGAGGAACUACCAUCCCCGAGCCAAGGAAGUGCGGUAUGAAAUUCGACUAAACAGAAUGCAGGAGCACAUCAUUUGCUUAACUGAUGAAAUAGAAAAACUAAGAAAAGAAAGAGAGGAAGAUAAGAUUCAGAGGCUUGUACAGGAGGAAGCUGUCAGAUUUCUUUGGAACCAGGUUAAAUCCCUUCAACAAUGGCAGCUUUCAGUGACACAAAAUUCAGGUGCCAUAUGGCAACCUGGGAUGCCUUCAGCCAACGCUUCCUAUCCAUCUGAACCAUCUAUUCGAUCACCCACACUUGAACAUGAAACCCCACCAGAUGUUAGUUCUGCCUGGUUAGUUCCAGCUAGUGAUGUUCUUCAGGAAAACUCUUUGUUGCCGUUCCCAGAUUCUGGUUUUCAUUCUUCUGUGGCUGAUCAGGCUCAUGCCAGCGAGUUGUGUAGCUCUGAAAAGAGUUUAAGGGAAGGAACUGAGAGCUCUCUUUCAGUGGAAACAGUCAAACAAUGUGGCAAUUCUGUGUCAGCGUUUUCCUCGGAUGUAGAGGAUGUCCAUGGGGAAUGUGGGCACAGUGAAGAGAGCUCUAGUAAUGAGCAGGACAACAAGCUAAUACAACAGUAUUUGAAAUCUGUUCAGCAGCUGGAAGAGGCUGAUGAAGGGACAAAUUGCAAUGAUGCAACAGAGGGUAACUGGCCACAAAUUGCUGUUUCAGCAGAUAACCAAGAUACUUCGUCAGACAGUGUCUCUGUAGGUCUUCCUCAAGAUACAUCUUCCCCUGCCCGAGGUGAAAUCAGUCAGACACCAGAAAGCUGCAAACUGAAUUCGGGAUUAGUAGAAGGGAAGCAAACGGACUGUGAUUCUUCGUUUCAGAUGCUGCAUGUUGGGAUAGCUGUGUAGUAGGCUCAGUUCCAUGAAAACCUAGGGAUUCCACUUCACUCUCCUUUCUCCUUCCCAUUUGCACAAAACUUAUUUUUCAUGUGUGCUGUUUCAGAUUUUGACUCAUGUUACCAAUUUAUGUUUAAAUUAGUAUUUUAUGGAUGUUGCUGAGGACUGACGCUAACUACGCUAAACUGAAAUCAGCAAAGUCCUUAGUGACAGUCGUUAUGCACUUUAUUUUCAAACAUAAAACUGAUACCCUAAUAACUGGCUUCCAUUAAAUUAAGUCUGAAGAUUGGGGGUGUUUGGGAUGGUGGUGGUGUUUGCUGAAUUCACUUUGGUGAAUGUGUUAGCAAGUCUUUAAAUUUUUUUCUACAAAGUGGAAUGGUGUCCCUCCUUUACAAAGAGAAAGAAACAACAUGGGAAGAGAUGGAGUCAGCGUAGGCUGUGUUGUUUACGGAUACAGCCUGAUGAGAAACAUGAAAGCAGUUGCCUUUCAGACUUCUUUUGACUUUAACAAGAGUAGUUUGGUCAGUGUUUCAAAGAUGCGUUCCAUGAAACCAGUGUCCAAGUCAAUGACUUUUUUUGUCAUUUACUCAAAGCUGCUGGCUAGGAAUUUGGUCACUUACACACUGCAACAAGGACUUACAGGAGUGGGACUUUAGGGAGCUUCAGGCAACCUUUGACUUUUGUUUGCCCUGAGGUUGGAUGUCCCUGCUUUCUCAGGUAAGACUCAAAGUGGAACCAGUAGCAAACUUUACUAAAUAAGAAUUUCAAAAGGGCGUGUGAUCUGGAACACAGUUUCAAAGACUGCACUGCUGGGUUACAGCAGCAAAUUUGUGACACAUGUUUUGCCUCCACAAGGAUGUUAUUGUCACUGUGGGGCAUUAGCGUGUUUGAUGGAUCACAACUACUAUCUACAGGUAUAGAUAUUAAAAGUAAAUGCCACGACUUGAAACUAUUUCUUGACAUCUCUGUUGCUUUGGGUUUUUUGUGUUUUCUCUGUAUGUCCGGUAUUUGAUAUUCUAAUUAGACAUGGAUAAAAAGCUCUAUUUCUCCCCUGUUGGCAAAUGGGCUAAGUUACCUAGGCUGUGCUUUCCACUUGAACACCGGGCAAACAGCAGGGUUUGUAUCUUGCCUAGCCAUUGCUAUGUUGGGGUUUUUUAAUAGAAAAAGUUCAGAUAUCUUAGUGUGCCACAAAAGCAGCAAGGGAAGUCUAAUUUGCCAUGCAAUCUGUGAUGGACACUAGUAGAAUAAAAGUUGAUGUUGUGACUUCUAGGGGUCAGUUCAGUUUGCUAAUGCUGCAUUUUGCAAUGUGUACUGGAAGGCCAGUGUUUCAGUAGUUUGCUAACACUAGCUUCUCAAAAUGUAAAGACACAUGCAUAUUAUAAUUCUCUGAAUCCACGUGUUAACUUCUGGUGCUAUAGUGUCAUUAAAAUCAACUAGUGCUGUUUUGAAGUGACUCUUAUGGCCAUGUUAUCAUGCAAAAUAGUUUUUGUAAAAGCUUUGCUGCUUGUCUACUUAUGUUCUUAGGUGAAAUUUACUACUACUCAGGAGGUUGACACAGGGCGAAUAUCCAUCUGAGGCCUCAAAAUAGCCUUUAUUUAGAACAUCAAUGGUGCAUUGGACUUGUACCAGCCAUCUGCCCAGUGGUGUAGUUCACCUUGGAAGAAUAAAGCUUGCCUCUGCAUAGAGUGGCCAUCAUCUCUUUUUCCCUAUCCUGCAAAAAAGAAGUUCUGGGGCACUUUUGAAAAAGAACUGUCAAAGCCCAACAACUAAGGUCAUAGAUUCUUAAUGUGCUCUUUCUAACUCAGUCUAGUUACCACACACUUGUAACAUAACCCUGUUCGUAACUGAAUGUUAGAGCAUGCGUAUGCUUGGGUAUUGAAAGUGGUACAGGUGCAUUAAUCUAUCACCACAUUUAAUUAACAAUGUGUAGUCUAAAUGAUCAUACCCUUGUCCUCUGAAGGUUCUCAGCUUGGAUUUAAGGCCACCAGGCUUGGAGAUCUCUGCAGUUUGUAGGAUUUGGCUCCUUGACUGUCAAUCUGUUACCAAAAAAAAAAAUAUCUUGUGUAAACCUUUAAAGAGGCUUUCUUUGGAUUUUGAGAGAGAAGUUAUUUAUGUCCAAUGGUUAUUGGACUUCUACACUCUGGAGGUAGUGGUUAGGUGUAAUAAUAAGUUCUCUUUCGUGGCAGAGUGCUGUACUAGCAUGUGACAUGUACUAGACCACGGAAUAAAAAUGUUUCACUUCCUGAAGACACUGAGGGACCAUAUGUAUUUUGCUACUUUGUAUUAUUGUCACUUUUGCUGCAGAAUAGAAAGAGAAGAAACAACCGAUUUUGGAGAUGCCAAGGGGGAAAACUUUGUGAAACGUAGUUUUUCAUGGAAGCCCUAGAUGUUCCUUGACAUUUCCUCUGUUACUAGAGCUUGCAAAUACAAACACAGGAUGACUUUUUUAACUAAUAUCUAGGUCAACUGUUAGCUUUUUUUGAUUUGUAACCUGUAUAUCCAAAAGUGAUUUUAUGAAGGUACAGUGAGGUGUGUACCAACAUACAAAUCAGCUUUGUCUUGCUCUUUUGGGGAAGCUGUGAAAUAGGAAAGCUUUUUUUUCUUUUUUCUGAUGUUCUGAAAAGUAUCUUGCAUGUGUAGAAGGCGAGUUGCCUAAAUAUAGUGAAAUCACAAAGAAUGAAGACGUUUUGGAUAAGUUUUUACAUUUACAGGGUUAAAUGUAAUUAGUUUGUAUAUACACAAAAUAUUUUCAUCCUGACCAUUAAAAUACAUACAGGGAUAGUGUGAAAAAUAAGGAGUCAAAUGGGAUGUGUACUUUAAAAAAUGGCUUUUUUUCAGUGUGUUUUAAGCUCUCAAAAGAAUUGUGAUAUGAAAAUACCAUAAUUUAACAUAGGGCUUAACAUUUGCUCUUUGUCUGUGUGAGUUUUCUUAAUCUAGUUAUGUAAUAUUCUUUUACCUGGAUAGGAAUGCACUGCUCCCUUUCGAGGUGUUGGACAUUUCAUAAAGGAAUCAGAAGGCCUAAUAUAAGAAAAUCUACAUCUGAAAUUUUUCUGUAUUAAUAUUGUAUGUCUUUCAGCAUUUUCAUUUCACAAGGCUUCUUAUUAAACAGAAGAAUGUACUUGUAGAAGGAAAGCUUGUCUGUUGUACUUUGUGCUGGACUGAUGCUCCAGUGCUGAUGGAAGAGAUUACUAAUGGUUGUUUGUCAGGCAAUGUUGUCAGUUCUGCUGUGAGUACAGUUCAAGUGCUGCUUUGAUCUGCUUCAGAAAAACCAGCUAAAUGUAGCUCAGAUGAACUAUCUGAACUGUGGCACACUAGUUUUGCCCAGAUGAGGUGGUUGGCACGUGCAUACCUGUUUCAGCUAGUCUAUGGCAGAAAUUACUCUUUUUGCCUGCUUUUCUGAAGCUAGGGAUGAGGAGGAAGGUGGAAAUGCAUAUAGAUGUGUUUUUCAGGUUUAAUCUGUAACCAUAAGGCCAGCUCUCAUAUAGUUGCUCUUUCACUUUUCUCCUAAUUAUUUUCAUAGUUUACACAUUUCAAUCUUCCACCAUGUAAUCAAGAAUGCAUUUUUCUCUACUGCAGAUAAUAUUUGAUAGAUGCUGUUCCAGGUGGUAUUUGGAAAGGUAGAAGAAUAUCAUGAAAGCAGGCCUGUUCACAUUUUAUAUUUAAGGUUUUUUUGAGGUACUUGGAUUGUAGUGAUUCCUCUGUUAGAUAACUUCUUUACAAAAGAAAAACACAAAGCAGUGCCUCAUUAGUGACAGUAAGUAAAUUUCUGUUUCUGCCUCUUCCAUGAACUGACCUUAAUGUUCACAACUCUUGUUUUUAGUACCUAAAAUCUGUCACUUAAAUGAAUGGGAUAUUUAGUUGCUGAAUGAAUGUAGCAGCUGUAAUGUUUGUUGGUUUGGGGGGUUUUGGUGGUGGUGGUUUUUUUGAGUUUUUUGUUUGCUUGUUUGUUUAUUUUUGUAGUGACUACUCCUCUGUGGUGCUACCUGUGGCAAGGAUGGAAAUUUUUAAAAGGUACUGAACAACAGCCUAACUCUGCUUUCAUAUCCGUAAAAGAAGCAGGGUCAUGCUUGAGUCUUUGUGAACUGGCUGUCUAAAUUGGGAUUUUUAUCUUAUUUACAUCUCCAGAAGUGUUCUUAUACCACAAAGCAAGAAGGCAUUAGAACUGCAAACUUCAUUUUGUUGCUUCUAAAACACAAAUAUCUUACAGCAGAUACUUGAGAAAGUCCUCCUUAAACUCUCAGAAGCCUAGAGUUUGUUUAUAGUUCAGUUCCUUAAACAACCAUAGAUCUACUAUUUGCAUGCAGUAAUUUAAAUAAUGCACUUAGCAGCCAGACUGUAUAUAAUAAGUUUGGGGUUUUUUUCUGAGUAAUGUUUGUAUGUCACUGAGCCUGCAGAUUGUUCCUGUUUUUUAUGAAUUUGUAUAUAUUGUCCUGAAGAACACUAACCUUAAUUUCUACUUGUAGCAGGCUCUUUGAAGAACAAAAAUGGAAGAUACAUUCCUUUGACUGCUUGGUACUUUUUUAGGAGAUUUGGAGUUACAGUGUGUCUCACGCAGAUACACCUUUUCCUGAGAGAAUAGAAUUGUAGCAUUUAGCAGAGAUUAAUAUUAAAUGUGAAAACUGGCCAGUUCCCCAGCUUUUAGCUAGCGGAGAAGAUGCUUCCCCCCGCCUCCACCUUGUAUUAACUUUUUUUUUUUUCCCCUUGAGGACUGUGCCACCCAAAUAAGUAAGGAUCAUGUAUUCAUGAAGUCUUUCAAAAAGUCUUUUUUUAUAGUUACAGGGGUUUCCCCCAGUUUGGCUUUCUAGGGCAAGUUACUGAAAAACACUUGCUUUCUAUAUGCCUGCCAAAAAGUUGGGACUUUCUAUUUUUAAGUGCUUUCUUUAUGUCGUUAAUGGAAAAAGCACAGGAUCCUUUACGUGCAAAAGCAUAAAACAGUAUUUGUCAGGAAAGGUGCUUUACAUCUUGGAAAGUGCCACACCAAAUUUUAUUGUAUGAGAGCUUUCAAUAAGGAACUUCUUUUCUGGCUUCAUUACAUUUAUAAGUAUAUGGGCCAAAUUCACUUGUAGCGUAAUUCCACUAAACUAAGUUUUGUUGAGCCUUUCACAGUAGUAUUCUACCUCUAAACCAGAAUCUGAAAAAAAACCCAAUUAGGCAUUGAAUUUGUCUUUCUGCUUCUCACUAUUUUCUGUGAAGAAUGGUGGGUGGUUAAAUUGGUACAGUUCAUGUAUUUUCUAGAAGUGUUUACAUUUCUGGAUUUGUUUCUUAAAUAUUUUGUUUGUACCUGAGUUUUGAAUUCUGAAUAAAUGAUUUGUACGUUUAUUGAAAA
This is a messenger RNA of Falco peregrinus (peregrine falcon), 8126 nucleotides long. RefSeq names its product centrosomal protein 97 (gene CEP97). The record is from RefSeq and is a predicted model, not a curated record. Gene Ontology annotation, molecular function: protein binding. The transcript is spliced from 11 exons. NCBI's taxonomy places the organism in Eukaryota, Metazoa, Chordata, Aves, Falconiformes, Falconidae. The coding region runs from base 227 to 2812 and encodes 861 amino acids.